AGUUGUGUAAAAUAUCAAAAAUAAUAUGCCAUAUCCUCGGAAUACAAUUAGCUUGGGAGAUAGGAGUAACUAUUAUGUUUCUCAUUGGAGCAUUUUUUAAUUUGUACGUCCGAUACUUCCAACAUCACAAAGUCCCAACUUUGGCAGAGCAAACAUCUAUGACGUUGGUAAUGAGUUUUGUGAGCAUUUUGAAAGCCAUUGGGUUGAGUCGCAUUUGCAAGAUCGCGGCCGAUGAGGGAAACAGAACCAUCGAACUUAUUCACGCGAUUUAUGGAUGCGACGCAAGUACUGAUAUGCAGGAGGAGAUUCAGCAGUUUGGUAUUCAAAUCUUGCAAAGUCCGGUGACUUUCUCCGUUUUUGGUCUUACUCUAGAUAAUCGUCUCUUAAGCUUGGUUUGUAUCAAAUUGUCAGUUACAUAACACGU
Wasmannia auropunctata (little fire ant) is the source of this 424-nucleotide messenger RNA. RefSeq lists its product as uncharacterized. The transcript has 3 exons. Bases 75 to 419 code for a protein of 114 amino acids. The record is from RefSeq and is a predicted model, not a curated record. Lineage: Eukaryota; Metazoa; Arthropoda; Insecta; Hymenoptera; Formicidae.